AUGCCCGAUUUUGUUGAGCCGAUUAGGGAGCCUGCCAGACAAAGUACAUUUGAAUUUGACUUGAACAAGGAGCCAAAUAUAGAUUUGAACGAGGUCCCAUAUGAGUUUCAGGGUCCACACAUGUUGGACUUAAAUAAAGCGCCACUGAAGUGUGGUUCAAAUUUAAUGGACGAUAUUCCACAAGUAUUUCAUCCAUACAUUACGAAUAUACAAAAUGUUUUCGGUGAUGGAAACUGUGGAUAUCGAGCAUUAGCUGUUGGUCUUGGACUUAAUGAAGACAAUUUUUAUGAGUACAUUCGGAAACAAAUGAGAGAAGAGUUGCAAAAUCGAUAUGAUUUAUACUCGAGGAUUUUCGUUAUCGAUAUAAAUUCAAUGUAUCAAGACCUGUGUUUCUUUGGUUCCCCUUGUCCACCGGAACAUUGGAUGAAAAUGCCCGAGGCAGGUGUUUUAAUUGCUAAUAGGUUUGGUGUGAUCGUCCAUUCUUUAGACAAGAGAGACAGUAUGACGAUUUUUCCGUUUUGGUGUGGUCCGGAAGAUGUUCAACAUCACAGAGCUCUUACAAUUGCCCUUGUAAAUGGAGAAUCACAUUUUGUUAUGGUGGGGUUACAAGGCGAGUACCCAAUGCCUGUUAUCACGCCAUAUUGGACAUUUCACCAUGGCCCGUGUGCAGCCGGAUGGGAAAUCAUGUAUAGGUCGCGUCUAGAUCUAUAUAUCAGUCUUUGUCGUCAUGAGAGUGGUGUUAUUAAUAUAUUUGAUUAA
Erigeron canadensis is the source of this 759-nucleotide messenger RNA. RefSeq lists its product as uncharacterized. The record is from RefSeq and is a predicted model, not a curated record. The transcript has a single exon. The coding region runs from base 1 to 759 and encodes 252 amino acids. Lineage: Eukaryota; Viridiplantae; Streptophyta; Magnoliopsida; Asterales; Asteraceae.